This is a messenger RNA of Beta vulgaris subsp. vulgaris (sugar beet), 4208 nucleotides long. Its product is annotated as cytochrome P450 72A397. The transcript has 2 exons. Gene Ontology annotation, molecular function: oxidoreductase activity, acting on paired donors, with incorporation or reduction of molecular oxygen; monooxygenase activity; iron ion binding. NCBI's taxonomy places the organism in Eukaryota, Viridiplantae, Streptophyta, Magnoliopsida, Caryophyllales, Amaranthaceae. Bases 3235 to 4035 code for a protein of 266 amino acids. The record is from RefSeq and is a predicted model, not a curated record.
UAUCAUGAAUGGAUAUGUUUUUAGUAAAAGUAUUUUUUAUAGAGGACUAAUUUCUCUUUGUAGGAUAGGACAGAGGCGAUUAACAAUUAUUAAUUUAAAGAUUCCUUUAUAGAUGGUGUUAAAUUAAGCUAAUCGGGCUGAAAUGAUCUGGCAUUUCGGGGAUAUCUUUUUUAGGAAUGAGAGUAAUGAUAGUAUUAUUUAGGGACGGUGGCAAUUUGCCGUGGUGAAAAAAAGCUUUGGAUUCCAAGACCAAUAUCUUUUUUCAAUGAUUAACUAAUAAGCUAGAAAGAAUUUAGCACCAUAGUCGUCCGAUCCCGGGGCUCUGUUGGGGUGAUUGGUGCUAUUAGAUAGUCGAAAUCUGAUUGAGAGAUCAACGAUGUGAGGAAGCUGAGAUAAAUGGUUCUUGUGUUAUGAGUACUGGAUGGAAUCGAUUUUUGAAGGAAGUGGUGAAUAGUUGGGUUAGGUCAUGCUGGGAAUCUACCCAUUGACCCACUUCAUUAUUUAGUCUGAAUAUCAUUGUAUAUGUGUGUAUUUUUUUUAUUUUAUUAUGGAAGCAUCUUGAGUUUCGAUCCCCCUUGAGUUAGCCAUGUUUUCCGUGCAAUUUUCCCCCAUGUUUUUUGAUUGAAGAGUAGCAGUAGACUAGUAGUUUUUCUCUUUGUAGAAGGAGCAUGUUGAUGUGUUUGAUCCAGAUAGAAUUGAAAGGUUGUAACCAUAGUUUUUCCUGUAAUUUUUUAAGUUUGUCAUCGUUCACUUGAAAUUUGUUGGUCGUAAGUCUAUACUUAGAUUUGGCCUAAACCUUUAGAUUUGUUUUGAUGCGAAUUAGUUUCUGUUGUAUUUUGAAAAAUCUGGAUCCGGUGAUGUUGGUAUUCCAAUGUUCUCUUACAAUUGAGUGAGAUCCUUGAUUAGACGAGAAGGUGAUGGGUGCAUGGUCGGAGACCAUAAAGUUCCCAUAUGUUAGCGUGGAAUCAAUGAAGUCAUUAAAAAAUACAUUGCUUGCGAUGGCUCUGUCCAAUCGCUCAUUAAUAUGUGAGUUAUUUGCGAGGCCCUUCCAUGGGAAAGAUUUUUGUGACAAGGAAUAGCAAUUGUUGAAUGUGUGUGUAGUAAAUACAGAAAAAAAUUUAGUUGAUUUGUUAUAAUAGGUGCCCCCACCAAGUUUGUCUUUGUGGAAGUAACAUUUCAUUGAAGUCUCCAAUUAGGAUCCAUGGUUAUUAGAGCGAUAGUUAAGCGAUUAUUGAGAUACGACCAGAAGGUCUCUUUAUCAGAGGGUUGCGCGAGAUAGUAUGUGCCAAAAAUAUUGUAGAUAUUAUUGUUCGGUUUGUAAAGGAUUUGCAAUUCGACUAGACGUGCAUGUGUGACAUGAUUUCGGACGGUAAUAUUAUUAUUAUUCCAACAAACUCAGAUUCCUCCUGAGUGAUUAACUCGAUUGACAAUGAUGGUGUUGUGAAAGUGUAGUGCUUUAAGAAAAUUUUUGCUAUUAGCGGAGUUGGUUAAUGUUUCAAUAAUAAAGAUAAGAUCCGUAUGUACUUAUUUUUCAGAUAAAUUAUUUCGGUCAAAACUUGGGACUUUUCCCCCCUUGUAUGUUCCAACUGAGUAUUUUCAUAUAAUCUGCUUAUAAUAAUGGAUGUCGUGCAUUGCCUCACCAUUAGGUGAGUGGCGGGUGUGAUAAGGCCGUUAAAAAGCCCGGAGACCAGUGUACAUGCACAAAGGAAAAAGUUCUUGAGGGAGUAGAAAACACCCCUGUCAAGCAAAUAAGGAGGCCUUGGCCCAAGAGAGAUGUACCAAAAUUUUUGGGUUGGAGGCCCGUGUAGGAUUUGUGCAUUCGAAGUUUACGAGCCUGGGCGUCAAUCCUGCUAAGCAGGGACCAAGGAGGAGUGUUGGUUGGGCCUUGUGUAAUAUGGGUAAAGAGGCCUUUGGCGGGAAAGCCUUUCUUCAAGGGUUGGCAACGAGUCCCAAUAGCAAAAUUUAGCGGGCUGCAAGUGGCACUUGUAUCUUGUGAUAAAGCACUUGGGUUUUUGAAGUAGGCCAGCUUUGAUCUUGGCCACUGAUUCUUUUUGGACUUCAAAAAAAUCCUGUGCAACUGGAUUAGAAGGAGUGAUGAGUGAGUUUGUGUAGGGUCAUCUAAUCCCAAAGUGCAAGUAAGAUUCUGGCAGUUUAGAGAAAAAGAAUUGAUUUAAAUCACAGUUAAAUAACCGAAAUCAGCAAGAUAAAUUGAUGACUUCCUUGCAUUGAUAAUAACCAAUAAGAGUACAUAAGUCAUUAGAAAAGUGUAAAUUAGUAAAGGACUAAUGGAGCUAAACAACAUUAAGUUGAAUUUUGACAUGCGAAAAUCAAAAGAAGGAAAAGCUAAGUUCCUCCAAAGUAACCCAAAAAGGAGACAAAUUGUGAGCAUAAAUAUGAUUAUUUUUUUGGGGGGAGAGGGGAGGAGGGUUCCUUCAAAUUCAUUCAUUUUACGGCGUUUGCCAUCGCGAUCAGCAACAGACGAGGGGGGGGGGAGGGAGCCACGAUCAUAUCUGCAUCAAAAAGGACGUCGGGAUUGUGGUGGAUAACACCGACAGCAUUGAGAAAGUCAGCAUCUAACUCGUCAUUAGUGUCCUCGACAAGAAGAGAAAUGGGAAUUACCAUGUACUAAACCCUACAAAAUAUACAAAAUACGGAAUAAUACAUUGAAUAACUACAAUCUCAAUAAUAUUUUAAUUAAGAAAUCCCAUUUUCAAUUACAAAUACUUCAAAAAAAAACUCAAGAGGCUUGAAACAUUACAACUUUUAGGAUUUGUGGACGCGUUAUAUACUUUCAAUUAAGUAUGCAAUUUGUUUAUCAUGGUAUACAUCACAUGCUUCCUUACUAAAUUUACAAAAACAGUAGUGUGUGUUAGAUAAACAUAAGUAGAAAAAAAUUCAAAAGAGUGAGUAUUACUCACAAACGUAAAUAUACAAUAGUCAGGUCCCCUUUGAGGUAAAAGGUGAACGAUUGUCUAAAAAUGAUCAUUUUAGCUUUAAUUGUGAUUCAUUGAACUUUUUAAAGUGACAUUAGAAAUACAAAAAGUUAGGUGGUCUAUCUUACAAUAGCUCUAUUAUAAGAGGAUUUAUAAGAUUUAACUACUUACACUUUGUGUCUUUGUUCUAAUAAUUAUAUAUAUGCCAUUUAAUAAGACUAUUAGUAUCAAGCUGAUCACAUUAUGAUUUUGUAUACGUGAUUUGUGUUAGAUAUAUUUACCAACAAAGGGAAAGAGAAGAAUGAAUAAUAUAAACAGGGAGAUACAAAGUAUAAUUAAGACAGAAAUUGAUAAAAGGAGGAAGGCAAUGGAGGCAGGAGAAGCUGUCAAGGAUGACUUAUUGGGGAUAAUGUUGGAUUCAAACUAUAAAGAGACACAACAAAGUAAAAUUUGUAGUAACAAGCAACAUCUUGCUAUGAGCUCUCGAGAGAUAAUUGACGAGUGUAAAUUGUUCUAUCUUGCUGGGCAAGAGACCACCUCAGUUUUGCUAACGUGGACGAUGAUUUUGUUGAGUAAACACCAAGAUUGGCAAACACGAGCACGAGAAGAAGUUCUUGCAACCUUUGGAAACAACCAACCAGACUUUGAUGGGUUAAAUAAUCGUCUGAAGAUAGUGACAAUGAUACUAUAUGAGGUGCUAAGAUUGUAUCCUUCUAUCGUUGCAACCUCUCGAAGGAUAUAUGAUUGUGAAACAAAGCUAGGAGAUUUGAUUAUACCGCCUGGGGUGGUAGUUUCAUUGUCAAUACUCCAUGCUCAUUUGGAUCCCAAUGUUUGGGGUGAUGAUGCCAAAGAAUUUAAUCCGGAGAGAUUUUCUGAAGGGAUUGCAAAAGCAACUAAGGGGAUUAGCUCAUACUUUCCCUUUGGUUGGGGGCCAAGAAUUUGCAUUGGGCAAAACUUUGCACUAAUUGAGGCUAAGCUUGUGUUGUCUAUGAUAUUGCAGCGUUUUACUUUUGAGCUCUCACCAUCAUACACCCAUGCUCCUACCACUCUUCUUGCCCUACAGCCCCAACAUGGAGCUUACCUCAUCUUACACCGACUUUAAGUUGCGUGAAAUAUGAAUGUAAUAAGGUUGUUCUAAGCCAUGCAACAUGUAUUUGAUUUUGAAUUUAACUUCGGGAUUUAAUCUUUACGAGACUUUAAAAUGUAAUUUUAAAAGACAUAAGUCUCAACUACAUCUGUCUAUAUUAGACAUAUGUGCAAAUUUAUGCCUUGUCA